This is a messenger RNA of Nematostella vectensis (starlet sea anemone), 2849 nucleotides long. RefSeq names its product mitochondrial import inner membrane translocase subunit TIM44. The transcript is spliced from 13 exons. Gene Ontology annotation, biological process: protein import into mitochondrial matrix. The record is from RefSeq and is a predicted model, not a curated record. Bases 77 to 1471 code for a protein of 464 amino acids. Gene Ontology annotation, molecular function: protein-folding chaperone binding. Gene Ontology annotation, cellular component: mitochondrial inner membrane. NCBI's taxonomy places the organism in Eukaryota, Metazoa, Cnidaria, Anthozoa, Actiniaria, Edwardsiidae.
UAUAACCCAUCAUGCCUUGAGAUAAAGCACAGGUUACCCGCGCAUAUCUACUCAUCUUACGCAAUACUCAUCCAAGAUGGCGCAGGUGUCGCUGUCGCGGUAUUUUUGUGCAAAUUGCCGUUCGCUAUCACGAGUAGAAGCCACACGUGUGUACGGUGGAGUUUGUCAAGCAAAUGCUUCAUCGCCCUGGACUGCACUUACCAACUCGCACAGACAACAGGCAAGAUUGUUUGCCUUCAGACGACAAAAUGAGCAGCCAGGUCUUUUUGGUAAAUUCAUUCAAAAUAUCAAGGAGGGGAUUGAGCGCAACAAAGAGAUGCAGGAAAAUAUAAAGAAAUUUCAAAAAGAAGCAAAGAAGUUUGAGUCAUCAGAAACACUUAAAACUGCAAAGUCAAGAUUUGAGUUUGUUGAAAAAGUCAAGGAAAAUUUGUCAGAGGUGUCAGCGAAGUUUUCAUCAACAGCUCGAUCCAUAUCAGGGACCAUGUCCACUAAGGUCUCUCAAAUGUAUGAGGACUUAACAGCAAGUGACACCUUCAAGAAAAGUAAAGAGGCCUCUGAAGAACUGACUAAGUCUGCUAAAGAUGCUGCAUCUAAAGUCCAGGAGCAAACAGAAGAGAUCACCAAAACUGGCACCUUUAAGACUGUGUCAAAGGGUUUCAAAGUUGUCAAGGAGGAGCUUGUAGAUGAAGAACUUAAACAAUCCAGACCAUAUCAGACUCCAGCUGAGCUAAGAAGAAGAACAGCUGUUAAUAUGAACCAAACAGAGAUAAAGGAGAAGAGAAUAGAAGCAAAUGAGGACGCCACAGGAGUUGUUCUCCACAAAGACUCCAAGUGGUACCAGCAAUGGAAGGAGUUCAAAGAUAAUAACCCAGUGGUGACCAGCCUGUUCAACCUGAAGAUGAAGUAUGAUGAGAGUGAUAAUGUCGUUAUCAGAGCAACAAGAGUCGUGACAGAUAGACUCACUGACGUCUUCAGUGAUGUGUUUUCACAAUCAGAGAUGGCCAAAACCCUUUCAGAAAUAACUAAAAUUGAUCCGCAGUUUAACAAGGACAGGUUUUUACAAGAGUGUGAAUUUGAGAUUAUCCCUGCUGUACUUGAGGGAUUUCUUCAAGGAAAACUCGACAUCCUCAAGGACUGGUGCCAUGAACCGGCGUACAAUGUCCUGGCUGCUCAGAUAGAGCAGACAAAACAGCUUGGUCAUAAACUUGAUGCAAAAGUGCUCGAUAUCAGAGAUGUUGAUCUUGCAAUGGCCAAGAUCAUGGAACAAGGACCCGUCCUCGUGUUGACCUUCACGGCCCAACAGGUUAUGGUCCUGAGAGAUGCCAUUGGAAAUAUUAUCGAGGGAGGGGAGGACAACAUCGAGAUGGUAAGCUAUGUGUGGGCACUGUGUCGCGACCAGAGCAUCCUGGACCACCGCCAGGCCUGGAGAGUGCUGGAAUUCGGCAUCCAAAACAGCGAGGCGUACGUCUAAUAACAAACGAAAAUACACAAGACUGUGGCACUCGGAAACUCGCGCGGUACAAUCGACGGCUUCUAAGUAAUUUCCAAGACGACGGUUGAUAAUUCAUUGUACCCUAGGUACUUAUAACAGCGAGGUAUAGGGUCAGAAACAGACAAGGCGGACAGACGGGCUGAAAUAUCCGCGCUAGCGGCUUUUUAAUUUACCCAGAGUGCUCUAGGACAGAGGUGACCGAGUCUGCCUUCCAGUAAUGCAAGGCGUACGGUUGACAAAGAAUGCGUAAAAAGUAUCUCCGCCAGACCCUUCCCACACGCGGUAGAAGAUGCCGCAACGUUACUUCUGGUGGGGUGGUUAGAAGGUAGAAACAUGUAAAUCAAGCCAGGAAGCCAUGGUUUACCACGAGGAUUUUUUCUAGAAAAUGGGGGUCCUGUGGUGUUUGAUCGCGAAAGUGAGGCCUCUGCAAAUACACGUAUUUCACAAAAGGUUGUCAAUGCAAAUGGCGAAUGGCUUAUGGGUACUAAUUAUUCGUAAAAUUAAAGAAGACGCAUGGUUACUUUCUGUCGUAGAACUGCCAUUUGCCAAUCGCCAUUUACACUGACAACCUUUAUUGAAAUAGGUGUAUAUUAAAUCAAAAGCGAGAAUAUUAAACAAACUCCGAUCUGUCAAACUCUCGCAUUCUCACUCAAUGAUCCCAUUUUCUGUGGAAAUGGCCGAUUCGCGCUUGGAUAAUUUAAGUUUAACUGGUAGAGCGAGAGAUUCCUAAGACUGAUUUGACAGCACGAUACAGUGGUAUGCCACUUGCCCGCAACACCUCCUCAACUUGGGUCAUCGAGUGUAAAUCAGCCUACCACUCCGCCAUGACGUUCGUAGUUUGUAAUUCGAGGCUAAGACAUGUCGUAAGCAGGUAGUAGGCGACUACAUAGUGCUGUCUAAAUCGGCCUUUACAAUGGACGGUAGCUUAAGCCACGCUUGAUAAUAGCCACUGUGUGGAUUUUUUUUUUUUUUUUACAAACAAAAGAUUGUUCAAGUAUUGACUGCUGAAUGAAUAUGAUGGAAUCUACUGACGGACGGAUUAUUGCCAUCAAAGGAGACGCGGGGAAAUAUAAAAAAGGAAAUAUAAUAAAUCGUGCAAAGAUGUUUUUUUUUUUGCUCAAAAAAUAAUGUACACGAAGAAAUUAUUUACACCAUGCUCGUAGACCUCGAACACCCAGCAGUCUUUGCGAUCGUUCCCUGCUCUUCACGGAAGAAAGGCGGUUGACCGCUCGAUCAUGCUGUUUAUAUAGGCAGGUUCUUAGCUUAAUUGUUAAUUUUUUUUUGGCUGUCUUGGGCUUGUUUUUUUAACGAAAAAUAAAAUUCUCAAGUUGUUUGUUGUUGAUAAGAUCUACGUGAA